AUGACAGGAACACCACUUUCCUGGGCUGCCAGAUGUGGUAGAUUCGAAAUUGUCGAGCUGCUACUUUCGGACAAAACAGUGCCUGUCAAUGAUGACCAGAAUGAAGAAAACCCCGCACUCGUAGAAGCCAGCAGAAGUGGCCAUACAGAUAUUGCGAGACUUCUUGUGGAAAGUGGAGCAGACGUCAACCAUCGUCACCCACUAACCCAUGCCUCUCAAACAGGCCAUGGGGAUAUAGUGAAAUUUCUCUUAGAAAAGGGAGCAGAUAUUCUUCACGGAUCUCCACUGGCGGAAGCUGCUCGGUGGGGCCACGAGGCAGUUGUGAGACUUUUGAUCAACAAUGGAGCCAAUGUGGAUAAAGGCUGUCCGCUAAGACUUGCGUCCAGUGGAGGCCAUGAAAAUGUGGUGGAAAUACUCAUCGAGUGUGGUGCAGAUAUAAAUACAGGACAUCCACUGGCAGAGGCUUCUAAAAGAGGCCAUGAAGCUGUUGUCAACAUACUUCUCAGCAGAGGAGCCGAUGCGAACGCUCAAGAUGCAGACGGUGUUACUCCACUAUUGUUUGCAUCUGAAAAGAAUCAUGGAGGUGUCGUGAAGCUUUUGAUCGACUAUGGAGCAGAUGUCGACCACGAAGAUAACUUUGGUAACACACCGCGCCGAAUGAUGAGUUUGAACGCCGCCACAAAGGCCAGCGUUGCACCAUGGAGCCGUGAACGUAAGAAACUUUUUCAGUAA
This is a messenger RNA of Penicillium manginii, 732 nucleotides long. RefSeq names its product ankyrin repeat domain-containing protein. Gene Ontology annotation, molecular function: protein binding. The transcript has a single exon. The record is from RefSeq and is a predicted model, not a curated record. Lineage: Eukaryota; Fungi; Ascomycota; Eurotiomycetes; Eurotiales; Aspergillaceae. Bases 1 to 732 code for a protein of 243 amino acids.